AUGUCUAAAUAAUCAAAAGAUUAGUAGAAAUUAGGAAAGUUUUAUACAUUUGAGGUGACAGCAGAGAAAUUAUAAACAGUAUAAUAAAAAGCAAGAUCAAUGUAUUUUAAACAUUUUAGAAAUGCAUUCAUUUUUGGAUUUUGCAUUGAAUUUAUGAUAAUCAAAUCAAGAAUUUGUAAAUUCCAUUUAUUUAUAUAUAUAAAGAUGAAAAUAUUGUUAGAAAAAGUACACAAAGAAGAUUAGAAUCAAAAAAAAAAGAAAAUGAUAAUCUAAAUCUAACCAAUAAUUAUACAUUACAUAAAUGAAACAUUAAUAAUAAUCUAUAUUUCUAAAUCAAUGCAACAUUUUAUUCUAAUGACAAUCCUUAAAAUAAUUGUUUUGUCUAAAUUUAGAUAUCAUUGUUACACAGUAUUAUAUAGUUUAUUAAAAUAAUUUACUUAUGAAAUCAUAAAUAUUCUCAAAAGGGUUAUUUGGGGUUGUUGCUAUAGGGUUUAGUUAUGGAAUUUAUCGAAUAUUUAGAGGGGUAGAGUGAGUAUUUGGUAUAUUUAGUUUACGAAAGCAGAGUUUCGUGAGAAUAUAAAAAAGCAAAUAAUGCAAUGUUAUAAUGCGAAUGCUGAUGGGGGGUUUGUAGAACCAUUUGAUGUAUUACAAACUUUUUCUAAAAACGAACAAGGAAUAGAAUUUCACAUAAAAUUAGUGAAAUCUCUAGCCAAGAAACCAGUGUGUCAUUAAGAAAAUAUUGAUCCUUUAAUUGAACCUUUCCAACCUGGACAGUUAGUUAUGAAGCUUGAGAAUUAUAAUCUGCUAUUGAAUAAAUAUCCUGUAAAUCCAUACCAUACAUUGUUGGUGCCAAAAUAAUUUAUUCAUUAAAGUGAGAAGUUCAGCAAAGAUUACUUAAGUUUAGCCUAUGAUGUGUUAUGCGCAGUAGAGGGAUUUGCAUUUUUUAAUUCUCAUAGUGAGGCGGGGGCUUCUUUAGAUCACAAACAUGUUUAAAUUGUGUCUAAAUUAGCAUUUCAAAGCGCAAAUAUAUUAAAUCACGUAAGAGAAUGGUGGUUUGAGAGGAGUGUGAAAUAGCCAAACAAAUUUACAAGGUUGAGGUACUUAAAAAAGAUCAAGCAUUUUAUAUUAUUUUUUAAUCAGGAUUUAUUAUAAAGCAAGAAUUGUGAUGAGUUAUAGUAAUAGAAUUUAAUUUACGAAACUUAUGAAAAGCUAUUAAAUAAGUGUAAAGUAGAGGAUAUUAAGGAUUUCAAACACAACUUAAUAAUGACUUAGGAGUUUAUGAUGAUAGUAGUUCGAAAGAAAGCAACUUAUAAUGGAGUAUCAUUUAAUGCAGUAUGUUUUACAGGGUCUUUGUUGGCUAAGAAUGAGUAGGAAUGCGAAAAAUUAAAGCAAGCGAGAAUAAUAGAAAUUCUAGAUAAUUUGGCUGAAGUUGACGAAUCUGUAUAUUCUGAUAUUGAUGAAUGUUGA
Messenger RNA from Paramecium tetraurelia, 1467 nucleotides. RefSeq lists its product as uncharacterized. Gene Ontology annotation, biological process: nucleotide metabolic process. The transcript has 2 exons. The record is from RefSeq and is a predicted model, not a curated record. Lineage: Eukaryota; Ciliophora; Oligohymenophorea; Peniculida; Parameciidae. Gene Ontology annotation, molecular function: ATP binding; ATP:ADP adenylyltransferase activity.